CACAUGUAUACCAUGAACUAUUGCAGAAUGGCAAGCUAUGAAGAUUUAUCACAAAUCAACAUUUCUAAAGAGGAAAAAGAGAAGCUGGUUGCCGAAGUUAUCCGUUAUGUUCUUUUUCGAACCCACCAAGGAAAUGGAUGCCCCAUAAAGAGGGAAGAAAUAACCCAAUUGAUAACUAAAAGCUAUCACCAAAGAUCUCUUCCAACACUAAUCAUCAAUGAGGCCAAAGAAAAGCUUUCUUUCAUCUUUGGCUAUGAGAUGAAAGAGCUUCAGCGUACACGUCCUUCCUCUAACAGGCAAAGCCGCACUUCUCAGCAGAGUGAGAUUUUCGUACUGCAUUUAAGUAUUCAUGUUCAAUAA
Phalaenopsis equestris is the source of this 360-nucleotide messenger RNA. RefSeq lists its product as uncharacterized. Gene Ontology annotation, cellular component: nucleus. Lineage: Eukaryota; Viridiplantae; Streptophyta; Magnoliopsida; Asparagales; Orchidaceae. The record is from RefSeq and is a predicted model, not a curated record. The transcript has 2 exons. The coding region runs from base 4 to 360 and encodes 118 amino acids.